CGUUCAAGAGUUCAUUGCCUACCUAUCCAUAGGACGGGCUGCAUGCGGAGCGCCCGGGCUGGCUGAAGCCCUGCAUCUAGCAAGAACCUGUCCUUGUGUCCAUGGAGAAGCUUCCCCUCACGAUGCCGUCAAUUAAUAGGGAGCAAAUCGUUCUCCUUUCUGGUGGCGUCGGCAGAGCUGAAACGAAAUUACUCAAGUGUAGGUGCGAUGGGGGCAUGGCCAAGGAAGACCUUCAGUACUUGCGCAUUGAACCUGCUCCGCGAAGGAGGAUGCUGGACCGGCGACGGACUCGCGCAUAUAUGUCCAAGGACUGCCGCAAUGGUGACGUCGCGUGGAACGGACGCGACAAUCCUGGACUGUACUGGUCCUUUGGCAAAGAUUCGACAUAUAUCUAUUUUGCUGAGGCCCUGGACGCCAAUGGCAGAUCGUUGCGUUGGAGCGUGUUGGAUCGAGGAAUGAAGAUCGGGUUUAUCGCGUCGGGAGUACAAACCUUUGACACAACGACCACACUUUUAUCUACGACGAGGACUGCCUUGAAGUUCACUAUCUGCAUGUGGACAAUGGCGAGCUGAAGUGGGCUCGUUCGGGUUGACGGCAUAUCGGCAUCACUAAUGAGCAAGGAAGUUCUGUAGUGAAAUCAGGAUGACGAGUUCGCGUACGCCGCGCUUUUGCCAAACACCGCAUGACGAACACAUUGAUGUUCCAGCAUAAACUAACUUUUCGAAAUAAUCGUGUGAUCCUGCCCCGAGACGCUGCU
Messenger RNA from Dissoconium aciculare CBS 342.82, 757 nucleotides. RefSeq lists its product as uncharacterized. Lineage: Eukaryota; Fungi; Ascomycota; Dothideomycetes; Mycosphaerellales; Dissoconiaceae. The record is from RefSeq and is a predicted model, not a curated record. The transcript is spliced from 2 exons. Bases 102 to 572 code for a protein of 156 amino acids.